AUCCCCGUUUCUUGGGGGAUUUUUUUUUGUCUAGUUGAGAACUUUCCAGAAUACCAACAGAUAAUUACUGGGAGCAUGUCUCACAGACUCUUUAUCCUCGUCUACAGAGGCGAUCCCCUCGAUUACAGCGAAUACCGACACACGGCUCUGUACGUGCAAUUCGCAUCACAAAAACGCAGUAUCCUACAUAUCCUAGGUACCCAGGGUCUCUACAGAUAUGUGGAAUACCCUGGGGCUGAUCCGAUGGAACUUGGGGAUCUGGUGCGUGCGGUGCCGGUGACGGAUUUGUCGGUCUCCGUUGAGGAAGAUGAUAUUCGGGAGACGGUGGCACGAACGCCGGUGCGCAAUGGGUAUUUGGAUUUGGAGUGGAACUGCCAGCACUGGGUGGGGGAUGCCUUGGCCAGAUUGGUGGACAGAGGUUGGGUCGCAGACACGGAGCGGGCGGAUGCAAUCGAUAAGAUGACCGAUGCUUGCUUGGAGGCCCGUGAUGACCAGCUGCUCGAUGCUCAGUGAUCGGGUUUGUUGCUUUUCUCAAACAAGGAAAGUUUCCAUCAGUGGUCAUCCUCGAGGUGGAAAGUAAUCUCACGCCUUGGUGGCUGGGAGUGAGAUCGGUUGUUGAGACUGCGUUGCUGCGGUGUGGGGUAGCACCGGGCUAAAAAGGCGUCACUUGAACUAUUUUUUGCCUCCAAGCAGCAACCUCCAUAGUUUAUCGGUACUUGCGUGAAUGCGUAUAGGCCACAGAAUACG
Aspergillus costaricaensis CBS 115574 is the source of this 747-nucleotide messenger RNA. RefSeq lists its product as uncharacterized. NCBI's taxonomy places the organism in Eukaryota, Fungi, Ascomycota, Eurotiomycetes, Eurotiales, Aspergillaceae. Bases 76 to 513 code for a protein of 145 amino acids. The transcript is spliced from 2 exons. The record is from RefSeq and is a predicted model, not a curated record.